Molecule: messenger RNA, 2463 nt
Organism: Rhipicephalus microplus (southern cattle tick)
Lineage: Eukaryota; Metazoa; Arthropoda; Arachnida; Ixodida; Ixodidae
Cellular component (GO): nucleus
Molecular function (GO): DNA binding; ATP hydrolysis activity; ATP binding
Source: RefSeq, a predicted model, not a curated record
CUUCUUCAAAAGCAGCCGGAAAAAAGUGAAGCGGACAAGCCCGUACUAAAGGAAGGCCGUCUUGGAAGCCAAGCUUGGACGGACAAAUACAAGCCUUCUCAAUCGUGUCCCUUCGUCGGUAACGAUGCUACGAUUGCGGAGCUUCGCUCUUGGCUUUCGCAGUGGAAAAACAAGACUUCGAACGUGGAUCGAUCCAACUCGCGACACUCGUUCAGUGAAUCGGAAGAUUCGACGGAGGGUCUGAGUAACUGCUACUUGCUCGCGGGCCCGCCUGGCGUCGGAAAAACUAGCUCUGUUUACUACCUUGCGGAAGAACUAGGCUUCAAGGUGCUUGAAGUGCAUGCAUCGAGCGAGAGGCCGGGCAAGAAAAUCCUGGCUGACCUGCACGAAGCUACGCAGUCCCAUCACGUGGAAGGUAGCAGACUGUCAUUCCCGGUGGUUGCAGAUCCAAGUACAUCUGCUAGCGCGAAGAAAGUGAAGGUCGAAAAGAAGGCGAAAAAUGCUGGCCCACUGCAGCAGAUGUUUGAGAGGGCUGCUGCAAAAGGUCAAGAAAAGAGGGUGAAUAUCGUCGCUGAUACCCCUGCAAAAAAGUCCAGCAAGGGUCCUCUAGAUAGCUACUUUUCUGCAAACAACAGUGCAAAAAAGACACCAAAUGUGUCUUGUGCAUCGAUUGCUUCUAAACCUACAGCGAAAAGUAGUCCUAAAGGGACAUUACUUGGAUAUUUUUCAACACCAUCGUUAAAAAAUGAUGCAGACUUGACUACAGCAGAAGAAACCAAGAAGUUGAGCAAGCAACAAAAACAGCAUAGUCGUAGCAAAGGUUCAUUAAAAGAGCUGCGUUUGUCUGAUGCUUCUGAUGACGAUGUUGAGAUUGUUAGUGUGACUUCAAAAAUUAAAGGUAGAAAAGCCACUGAAACCAAAGUUGCAAAAGAAAAGGCUGUUAAGACAAAACGAAAGGUAAAGAGAGUGUGCAGCACUUCAUCUGAAGAUGAUGACAUUGUCAUAGUGUCUGCAGCAAAAAAACCUCCAAGAGUACUCUCUUUGCCUGAACCAGCCAAGGUGCCUGUUAAGAAACAAAAGGUAGAUGAAUCAACCAAAAAAUAUCCACUGCAGAAGGCACCAUCUGUAAAGAAGCCUCCAGAACAGGAUUCAUCUACAUUGAAGUUCUCAAGCCAUACAAUUAUAUUAUUUGAUGAUGUCGACACCAUCUUCGACCAAGACGAUGGCUUUUGGAGUGCUGUGGAUACUGUCCUGAAGAUUACCAAGAAGCCCGUGAUCUUCACAGCCACCAGAAACCUUACGCAGAUAAGGUUGAAGCUUCCCAGCGGAUGUCCUGUAGCAGAGUUCGCCCAUCCAAAGCCAGACGAAGUUUCUAAGCUGGCUAUGCACAUCCUCAAAGCUGAAGACCUCAGUUUGCCGAUCAAUGAUAGCAUCAAUUUCUUGCUGCAGUAUUACCAUUGUGACAUGAGAAAAUGUGUAUUACAGCUGCAGCUUGAUACUGCACUGCAUAUGCUGGGGCAAAGUACCGAGCAUGCUUUCCGUGCCAAGGCUGUACCAGUUGUCGAAGAUCUGCGCAAGCUACUUCACUCGGAAGCAUUGGAUGCACGCGUUUUCACUCAGCGCAAGUUUGAAGAGCUGGGUUUAGACAUAACUCACCUCUGCUUGACUGACGUGCUUCCGCUGUCCACUCUUCAUGCUGCAAGUGCCACAAGAAGUGGACUCCAUGAUGAUCUGAAUGCAGUGGAGAGCAGCAAUGCUCUCGACUCUAGCUGGCUUUCUGAUGAAGGAAGCAGUGAUGACCGUGAGUGCAAAAAGUUACCCGACGUUGGCGUCAAGAGCGAAAGUCAUCCACAAGCUUCCCUAAUUAGACAGUGUUUACGCGAGCUUGCUGACAUCUUUGAUGCCUUUAGCACUGUUGACUGCCUCUCUGGUUGCCUUGGCAGAUGUGCCUACAGUAGUGUGAGCGUGCUACCUUUCGACAGUGUAGAAGCUUGGCAAAGUGGCAAAACCCUGGCGCCAUCUGUAGAUGUAAAGGAGCUCCCUGUGCCUUCCGCUGUGACUGAUGCCUUAGCUUAUAUAAAGAUGGGCUCGGUGAAACUGGCAAUUUCCAGGCUUGAGAAUAGUCUCAGUGGUGCUGCAGUGUGUAAUAUCCCGGAGCUAAGCAUGGUUGUUUCUCCCUCUGUUCCAAAUCUGUGCAACAUUUAUCAGAUUGCAGAGAAAAACAGGUUUUGGAGGAAAUGUCUCCAGCAGAUCAUGGACUCUGGGAUUCCUUCGAGUGUAAUAUUGAAUAAGUGUGCAGUGUCUGAUUAUAUGGGUGCCCUGCAAGUAAUCUGCAAGUGUGAAAAGGACCGAAGAAAACUCAAGGCUAAACGAGCUCAGAGGUUUCUGCAUUAUCUCAAUGCAUCGGGAAUCUUUUUGCAGGAUCACUUGAUUGUGGCCUUGUGCAAGGGUUUUCGGCCAUAG